AUGGGCGGUGGCCCAGGUGGUGAUGGACGCGAUGAUAAGGAUAAGAAGAUACGAGCCUCCUCCACCCCGACCACUCGCAUUGGAAAGAAGAAGCGCAAGGCUGCCGGUCCUAGCACAGCCGCCAAGCUACCAGACAUUUACCCGACUUCACGAUGCAAGCUCCGAUAUCUUCGAAUGCAGCGAGUUCAUGACCACUUGUUGUUAGAGGAGGAAUACGUCGAGAACAUGGAGCGAAUGCGCAAGUCUAAGGCCCAAGCAAGUCAGGGUCCUGCUAGCCAAGGUGACUUGGAUGUGACGGAUCGGAAUGCGGAUGAGCGAAGUCGAGUCGAUGACAUGCGAGGUAGCCCAAUGGGAGUGGGUAACCUUGAGGAGUUGAUUGACGACGACCAUGCCAUCGUUUCUAGCGCCACUGGCCCCGAGUACUACGUUUCUAUCAUGUCAUUUGUUGACAAGGAUCUUCUCGAGCCUGGCGCUAGCAUUCUUUUGCAUCACAAGUCAGUAUCAGUCGUUGGUGUUUUGACUGAGGAAUCGGACCCGCUUGUGUCAGUGAUGAAGUUAGAUAAAGCCCCCACUGAGUCAUAUGCCGAUAUUGGUGGUCUGGAGUCCCAGAUUCAGGAAGUGCGUGAGUCCGUGGAGUUGCCAUUACUACACCCCGAGUUGUACGAGGAGAUGGGUAUCAAACCACCUAAGGGUGUCAUUCUGUAUGGUGCCCCUGGUACCGGAAAGACCCUUUUGGCCAAGGCCGUCGCCAAUCAGACCAGUGCCACUUUCCUCCGUAUCGUUGGAAGUGAGCUGAUUCAGAAGUACCUUGGUGAUGGACCACGGUUGGUCCGUCAAAUUUUCCAAGUUGCUGCUGAGCAUGCUCCAUCUAUUGUCUUCAUUGAUGAGAUUGACGCUAUCGGUACAAAGCGAUAUGACUCAACUUCUGGUGGUGAGCGAGAAAUUCAGCGGACUAUGCUUGAAUUGCUUAACCAGCUGGAUGGUUUCGACGAUCGUGGCGACGUUAAGGUUAUUAUGGCGACCAACAAGAUUGAGACUCUGGAUCCUGCUCUGAUUCGACCGGGUCGUAUCGAUCGUAAGAUUCUCUUUGAGAACCCUGACCAAAACACCAAGAAGAAGAUUUUCACCCUGCACACCUCCAAGAUGUCUCUGGGUGACGAUGUGGAUCUGGAUGAGUUCAUCAACCAGAAGGAUGAUUUGUCUGGUGCCGACAUCCGUGCUAUUUGCACUGAGGCUGGUCUCAUGGCUUUGAGAGAGCGCCGUAUGAGGGUGCAGAUGGAAGACUUCCGUGCUGCUCGUGAGCGCAUCAUGAAGACGAAGCAAGAUGGUGGCCCAGUGGAAGGAUUGUACUUGUAA
Penicillium malachiteum is the source of this 1356-nucleotide messenger RNA. Its product is annotated as proteasome regulatory particle base subunit RPT2. Gene Ontology annotation, biological process: proteasome-mediated ubiquitin-dependent protein catabolic process. Gene Ontology annotation, cellular component: proteasome regulatory particle, base subcomplex. The transcript is spliced from 3 exons. Bases 1 to 1356 code for a protein of 451 amino acids. The record is from RefSeq and is a predicted model, not a curated record. NCBI's taxonomy places the organism in Eukaryota, Fungi, Ascomycota, Eurotiomycetes, Eurotiales, Aspergillaceae. Gene Ontology annotation, molecular function: ATP hydrolysis activity; ATP binding; proteasome-activating activity.